Molecule: messenger RNA, 5570 nt
Organism: Otolemur garnettii (small-eared galago)
Lineage: Eukaryota; Metazoa; Chordata; Mammalia; Primates; Galagidae
Gene: TENT5A
Product: family with sequence similarity 46 member A
Exons: 3
Coding region: 247-1605 (452 amino acids)
Biological process (GO): mRNA stabilization
Molecular function (GO): RNA binding; poly(A) RNA polymerase activity
Source: RefSeq, a predicted model, not a curated record
GCAGCGGGAGCCGCCACCUCCGGGACCACCACAGCCGGGGCGCAGCGGCGCGGGCGGGGGCGAGGGGCGGGCGUGCGGGCGCGGGCGGCUGGGGUCGGGGGAAGACCGCGCCGCAGCCGCCGCUGAAGCGCACUCGCAGCUCCUCCGAGUGCUGCCGCCUCCCUCGCGGUGUCUCGCUCGCUGCGCUCCUAGAAGGGGCGGCCGCCUCCAGGUGACACAGACGGGACUCUCGCUUGCGCUUUCCAGAUGCAUCAGAGAUACUUUUGGACCGACCAGGGCCAAGUGGCGCUCGGCGGACACUACAUGGCGGAGGGCGAAGGGUACUUUGCCAUGGCCGACGACGAGCUGGCCGGCGGCCCUUACAUCCCCCUGGGCGGCGACUUGAGCUGCGGCGACUUCGGCGGCGGCGGCGGCGGCCUGGGCGGGCACUGCUUGGACUACUGCGACAGCCCCACGGCGCACUGCAACGUGCUGACCUGGGAGCAAGUGCAGCGGCUGGACGGCAUCUUGAGCGAGACCAUCCCCAUCCACGGGCGCGGCAACUUCCCCACGCUCGAACUGCAGCCCAGCCUGAUCGUGAAGGUGGUGCGGCGGCGUCUGGCCGAGCGGCGCAUCGGCGUCCGGGACGUGCGCCUCAACGGCUCGGCCGCCAGCCACGUCCUGCACCAGGACAGCGGCCUAGGCUACAAGGACCUGGACCUCAUCUUCUGCGCCGACCUGCGCGGGGAAGAGGAGUUUCAGACUGUGAAGGACGUCGUGCUGGACUGCCUGUUGGACUUCUUACCCGAGGGGGUGAACAAAGAGAAGAUCACGCCACUCACGCUCAAGGAAGCUUAUGUGCAGAAAAUGGUUAAAGUGUGCAAUGACUCUGACCGGUGGAGUCUGAUAUCCCUGUCAAACAACAGUGGCAAAAAUGUGGAACUGAAAUUUGUGGAUUCCCUCCGGAGGCAGUUUGAAUUCAGUGUAGAUUCUUUUCAAAUCAAAUUAGACUCUCUUCUUCUCUUUUAUGAAUGUUCAGAGAACCCGAUGACUGAGACUUUUCACCCCACAAUAAUUGGGGAGAGCGUCUAUGGCGAUUUCCAGGAGGCCUUUGAGCACCUUUGUAACAAGAUCAUUGCCACCCGGAACCCAGAGGAAAUCCGAGGGGGGGGCCUGCUGAAGUACUGCAAUCUCCUGGUCAGGGGCUUCCGGCCGGCCUCCGAGGAGAUCAAGACCCUCCAGAGGUACAUGUGUUCCAGGUUCUUCAUCGACUUCUCAGACAUUGGCGAGCAGCAGAGAAAACUGGAGUCCUAUUUGCAGAACCACUUUGUGGGAUUGGAAGACCGCAAGUAUGACUAUCUCAUGACCCUCCACGGGGUGGUGAAUGAGAGCACCGUGUGCCUGAUGGGCCACGAGAGAAGACAGACGUUAAACCUCAUCACCAUGCUGGCCAUCCGGGUGCUAGCUGACCAAAACGUCAUCCCAAACGUGGCCAACGUCACCUGUUAUUACCAGCCGGCCCCUUACGUAGCAGAUGCCAACUUUAGCAAUUACUACAUCGCACAGGUUCAGCCAGUAUUCACCUGCCAGCAACAGACCUAUUCUACUUGGCUACCCUGCAACUAAGAAUCAUUUAACAACGUCCUGCGGGGAGGCCAUUUCAGAUAAGAUAGGAAAGAGAAAAACAAAAAAAGAAAAAAGAAUGACCCAGCCCUGAUUAGGGAUGUGUUUUGUGCAAUGAUGAUAAGCUCCUGGUUUUAAGCUUGGCAGAGCUUGUGGAUCUUUGAAUAGGUAGGGGAGCAUGAUCUCGAAAGGAUCCCCUUUCCUAGCCCUCCCCUUAUUCUCCUACUCAAUUGGAUUCUAGCCUGGAAAAAGAACUGUCAUUAAAAGCAACCAGUUUCUCCUAAGAUAAUGAGGAAAGUAAAGUUUAAUGACAAUAUGGGUUUGCAGCGUCUGCUCCCAUAGCUUUGCCAUAGUGGGAAAAUGGAAAGUUUCUUUUAAGAAGGAAUUCAUAAAAGGGAAAAAUACAGAAAAAAGGCAUCUCACCCCCACUUAUUUGUCAGUUCAGAAGUUCAGAUAGUAACAGUGCAGGAAGAAGGGCGCUCUGACACUGGGUUACUAUCUGAGGCUCGGAGCAAGAGCUUUCUGGGGAUGACCCCGUUGUGCUGACAGAAACAACUUGUUCCGAGUGAACAGUAGUGGGCUGGUGUGGUUCUCACAACAAACAGCAGAACUUAGGAUAACAUAAUCCAUUAAUUCCAGCUGCGUGCAUAGCUCACAUUUCUAAAAUGUGAAAAUGCAAGCAAAAACAGCUGUAGCAAAGAAAGUACGCUCAAGGACCAAAGAUUUAUCAGAUAAAAAUACCCAAGUAGAAGAAAUUAUAGUAGAAUAUAUAAAGAGUGACUAUAUUUGUUACACACCAAUUUACAUCAAAGUGCCUGUUGCCUUCUGAAAAUUUGAAGUGGCAAAAUUAUUUUAUGGUUUAAUGAUUAUUUUAUCAGGGACUGACUCAAGAAGAAAACAAAACAACACAUAAGCUUGUGAACGGUGGAGAAAAUGCCCUAUUUUUUCUUGGCAAAUACUUGUAUAAAGUCAACAUUGUUGGUGUGUUAUUAUUCUAAGUACAUGUGUAUGUGUGUGUGUAUUAUGUGUGUAUAUACACAUGUGGUAUGUAUGUAUACACACAGUACAUCGCCUAUGAUAAAGAAUAAUAUAUCAAAUAGGAAAUGUUUAAAUACUGUGUGCUUUUAUGUUUUCAGCAGGAUGACGUGAGACCUGGGCAUAUUGCAAUGAUGAAUUAAAAUCUACACCUAAAAAUAUUUAAGCAGCUGAAGGAGGGGAACAAGUAAUAUAUUUGAUAGGAAGAGAAGAAGUUAUACAGUUUGAGUGACUUUUUUCUUUUCUUUUCUUUCUUUCUUUUUUUUUUUUUUUUUGGUGAGCCAUAGAAUUCCACAAAUGGGAGAAUAUUUGUUUGGAAGAGAACUCUUUUUUUACCCUGAACUGCCACUUGGACAGUUUGAACCCAUUUUUUUUUUUUUAAGUAAUCGCAUGCCUCCCUGGAGAUUAAUGUAGUGGGUCAUGGGUCAGUGAUAGGCUGCUUAUACCCCGGACUGCUAAAAUGAAUUUCUGGUGAUCUGAACACUACUUAUUACUAUUUAAAUGAAUCUCUCUUUUAGUGAAUGCAUUCUGCAUUUCUGGACCACUAGAAUUUAGUAAAAUGUGAAAUGAUCCUUUUUAAGGAGUAUUUGCACAAUUGCUUAAAAUUUAUAUAUGAGAUAUAUAUUAUAUAUAACAUUUUAUAAAUUCAUGUCAAUAUGAAACAUCACUGAUCUGGUUGUCAUACUGCAAUUAAAUAUUUAGUACUGUACUUUAAAUCAAAUCACACUGCAUUAAGUCAAAUCCAACUUCAUUUCCUCUCCAAGACACCAGUUGUAUACUUUUGUGAAAUGAACUAUUUCAGUUCAGUGACAGCUAAUCCUAAAACCGCCCCUUCUCCCAGCCAUUACUUCCUCCAGACACUGGUCUCUGCAAAUGCAUUUGUUAAAAACAAAACUAACACAGAUAUAUCUUCCCUUGUGUUGUGAAACCACCACAUCACCCUGCCAAUCCCAGCAGGUGACUGCUCGCUCUGAGAAUUCCUCUGAAGGCUGCUUAGAAGACGUUUCUCAUCAGUUCAAGAGGGAUUGGGGAAGAAAAUAGUAUCCUUCCGUCGGCAGUGUGGUGUUGUUUGUUUGGUUAUGUGGGGAUUGCUCAGAUGCUCAGUGCUGGGUUAACCCGGGUUUGUCUGUCUGCACUGUCUCCAGCUCAUCUUCCUUUGCAGCCUUCCCGGGACCCUGCACAGUCUGCUGGGGCAGCUUCUUUGUGAAUCCCAGAGCUGCAGUGGCCUCCCCCUGCACUGCCACUCGGUUUUCUAGGGAGCUCUUCCUACUCCCCACCUUGGCUCAGUCUCCUUUGUUCCAUCCCUGGAUUUGAAAAAUCAAUAGCAAAUUUUCCAGGAAACAUUAUUGAGUUUGCAGAUGAAGCCUGGCACUCACCUGUCAGAAGCCAGCGCUCCCCCUGCUUAGCUGUUUGGAAGUUUUCUGAAAGGGAACAGAAAACUGAGGGAGCAGCGCUGAGGAACAUGGGAGCAGCUGCUGACCCCAUCUGCGGCUCUCUGCCCUCACCCUGGAUGCAUUUGAGUCCUCUGCUACUUUAAAGGGUCUGGAGGUCUUUGGCUCUGCUGUAGAAACAGCCUGCUGUUAAUUAUGACACCUGUUUUUGUUUGGAGGAGUCUUAUUUGAAAACACACUUUAAAUUUAUUCUCUCAAAUAUUUAUAUUCUUCUCUUGCUUGCUCCGGGGCUGGUGGCUUGGUGGGAAGUGCCGGCGCUGGCCCUUGGUCAGCAGGACGCUGUCAGCGUUGACUUCCAGACUUGCCUAAUUUAUUUCUAUUUUGUAUGUAGGAUAGCCUCGUGCAUAUGUAGUUGAACACACAGUGAAAUAUAUGUCUCUUUUUGUGGAUGUGUGUCCCAAAAGUCUGAAUGUCUGGUGAGAGAGCACCAUGUGUCUAGGUUAGAGAACAGAAGGGCCCCUGAUGCCCAGUUAGCAGCUGUGAUUUGUUUGCGUUUGUGUUGAUCUGGCCUAGUUUGUGUUGUUAACAGGAAGAAAUUUUGUCUUCUGGAGGCUCUUCUCACCUGUCCAGACUGGCAUGUCUGAGAAUGUGUAGCCUGUGACAUUGCCCUUUUCAAAAGUUUACUUCAUGUGCAGUAAAUCCAGCUGCUUCAAGGACUCCUACACCAAGAUGGACUUUGUCCUCCCAGAAAUGGGAUCAGGUGUCUGCUCACUUUGGUACUGGGUGGACUACAUUCAAGUGGCUCCAGAAUUGCAAGGACGGAGGAACACCUGUCGUCCAAGCCAGGGGACGGCGGCGUGAAAGGCAGAGCGAACGUAACCGUCUGACCCCCUUUUCUGUUUGCUCACUGUCGGUUGCUUUGCUGCGCAUAACGUUUUCAGCACAGUGCUUGUUAAAUAAAUAUUGUGAACUAUUUUGUAAAUGAAAUGUAUUAUGUUGAAAGCUGUCAGCAGUUCAAAAAUAAGCUUUUUUGUUAUUGUUGAAGUGUGUAAUAGAUGAAACCAAAAAGCCAAAAAAAGUGAUUUCAUAUAUAGCACCUACUGAGUAUAAUCUCCCUUUAAAUUUCUUUUAGCGUAGCCUUUCCAGUGCUGAGGAUGAAUCUCUCUGUAGUAUUUUGUUAUAACGAUGGCUUCUUAACAAAGUGAAUGGUGAAGUACAAAGUCAGAAGAUGUCAAGGUGACUUGGGAGACUUGCUGCAAAGCCUUGUGGGAUGGAGGAGGUCUGGCCCCUGGUCCUUCCCUCCAACCUCUUUGCAACCAUCGUCUGCUCUGAGGCAACCUGUUGCAGCAAGCUGCACCUUGGUCACUCUGGAAAUACUGACUGUAGACUGUGUCACAGGCAGAAAAGGAGUGGAUGGAAAAUGUACUCUUAAAAACUGACAUGUUUGAAUCAGUGCUAGAGGGACCAGAUUGUGAAUUUUGUUUACAGCAUCCAAUAUUUGGAUUUUUUUUUUUGUAAAUAAAAAGAAGUUAUUUUUUUCUA